Messenger RNA from Musca domestica (house fly), 1138 nucleotides. Its product is annotated as large ribosomal subunit protein uL4m. Gene Ontology annotation, molecular function: structural constituent of ribosome. Gene Ontology annotation, cellular component: ribosome. Gene Ontology annotation, biological process: translation. NCBI's taxonomy places the organism in Eukaryota, Metazoa, Arthropoda, Insecta, Diptera, Muscidae. The transcript is spliced from 2 exons. Bases 101 to 1009 code for a protein of 302 amino acids. The record is from RefSeq and is a predicted model, not a curated record.
CUUAUUCUUAUUGGCGCCGCCGGCGGUAAAAUCGUCCAACUCAGAUGUCUGCAUGUAGCACAUUUGUAAAAAUUGUUGGAUUUUAAAAACACACGAGAAAAUGUUAGGUUUAUUAAAUAAAGCGAAGUUCGCUAUUGCUCCUGUCGUUCGAGGAAUUACGUCCAACAGUGCCCUACGUACCGCCGCUGAAGAAGGCCCACAAGUUGUUGAAAAAACUGCGACACCACCUCCACCACCAGUAUCAAGUGGGCCGGCUUUGUUGAUACCGCAGACAUUGAAGGAAUUCUCACCAUUGAAUCUUAAGGAUUGCCGCCAAGCAUGGAUAGAAAAUGUCGAUGCUGUCGAAGAACGUAAAUUGGGUCUCAUUGAAUUGCACCCAGAUGUGUUUGCAACACAGCCCCGAGUCGAUGUAAUACAGGAGAAUAUCGAAUGGCAAAGAAAAUACCGUUAUGUAAGUUUUGCCAAUACCAAGAAUCGAGCUGAAGUACGUGGUGGUGGUCGCAAGCCCUGGCCACAAAAGGGUGGUGGUCGAGCUCGUCAUGGCUCAAUUAGAUCCCCCUUGCUAAAAGGUGGUGGUAUAUCGCAUGGUCCCAGAUCUCCGACAACACAUUUUUAUAUGCUUCCCUUCUUCAAAAGGGUUUUGGGUUUGACAUCGACACUCAGUGUGAAAUUGGCCCAGGAUGAUUUGCACAUAAUUAGUAAUGUUGACAUACCCAGUCAGGAUCCAGAAUUUAUCAAAGAUUUGAUACAAGAAAGAAAUUGGGGACCAUCGGUUUUGAUCGUUGACAAAGAAGCUGAGUUCCCCGAAAACAUUUGUUAUGCCACCGAUUCCCUGGGCUAUGUAAAUUUAAUGCCUGCAUUUAGUUUAAAUUGUUAUUCAAUGUUGAAACACGACACUCUAGUCUUAACUGUUGAUGCAGUUAAACACAUUGAAGAGCGUCUGUUGUACCAACUGCAUCGUACAGAUGGCGUGACCAAGGGCCAAAAAUUCAAAUUGGAUCAAGUUUAAGUUUGUUGUUAUAGUGCAAAAUAAGAAUUAAAUAAUAAAAAUGUAUGCAAGUAUUCAAACUCAAAAUGAAAUCAAGUCCGCUGAAGUCAAGUUGCAAGUUACAAAGAAUAAAUGAGAGCAUAGAUGUAA